This is a messenger RNA of Melitaea cinxia (Glanville fritillary), 1331 nucleotides long. It is a transcript of the gene Spf45, whose product is annotated as splicing factor 45. Gene Ontology annotation, molecular function: RNA binding. The coding region runs from base 140 to 1306 and encodes 388 amino acids. The record is from RefSeq and is a predicted model, not a curated record. Gene Ontology annotation, cellular component: precatalytic spliceosome. Gene Ontology annotation, biological process: mRNA cis splicing, via spliceosome; alternative mRNA splicing, via spliceosome. The transcript has 7 exons. Lineage: Eukaryota; Metazoa; Arthropoda; Insecta; Lepidoptera; Nymphalidae.
UAGUGUCAAAAUCAAAUAAAUUUGUCAAAAAAGUUAACAACAAAUACCAGUGUUUGGUUAAGUUAAUAAACCUUUUAAUUUUAAAUGUUAAUUAAUAUUGAUUAGUUGUGGUCACAGGAGUUUUUAGAUAUUAUUUAAGAUGUCUUUAUAUGACGAUCUUGACACAAUAAAAUCUCGGACUACUGAGAAAGUGGCAGAAUGGUCCUCAGGAAUUAAACUUUUACAAUCUCAAUUACAACUUAAGAAGGCUGCAGUAACACAACCUAAAAGAGAAGCAUUACGUAGAUCGAACCAGGUUUUAACACCUGUUAUUGAUUUAAAAAGUAAAAGGGAUGACGAUGAAACAAAUUCUAACAGCCCAAAAAUACAAGCUAAGACAUUUACAGCCUCAUUGAAUGUUCGUGACUUUGAUUGGAAUGUUGCUAAUGAGUAUGAUCCUAUGUGGCCAAAUGAUUAUGAAAAAGUUGCCAAAGAAAUGCAAGCAAAGAGAUUAAAUCUUGAUGGCAAUGAAAGAAGUGAUAGAUCAGAAAGAAAACGUAAAUCAAGAUUUGGCGAUGAGGAAGAUGUUAUUCCUGAAAAAACUCUUGUACCUAUGCAACCAGAAGAGGAAGAAGCUGAGGAAAUAUCAAAACGAGCCACAGGUGUAGCUAUUGCACCACCUCCAUCACUUACUAUGGAGUCUCUUUCACCUCCACCGGCAGCUCCUUCUCCUAUACCCAAUCAAGGGUUUUCAAUUGGUGGAUAUGGUGCAAGUUCUGUAGCAGCGAAAAUUAUGGCAAAAUAUGGUUUCAAGGAAGGUCAAGGAUUAGGUAAAAAAGAACAAGGAAUGUCUGUGGCCUUACAAGUGGAGAAAACAUCUAAGAGAGGUGGUCGCAUUAUUCAUGAAAAAGAUAGCAGUUCUAUGCCACCACCCAGUUUCCUUAUGUCAUCACUUCCAGGGCAAGAUUCACCUAAUUCAAAUUCAGGCCAACUAAAACAAGAACCUUCAAUCACAGAAAUUAUGAAAUCACCUAGUAAGGUUGUUCUAUUAAGAAAUAUGGUGGGUCCAGGCGACGUAGAUGAGGAAUUAGAACCCGAAGUCAAAGACGAAUGUAAUACAAAAUAUGGUGAAGUUGUGAAGGUGUUAAUAUUUGAGAUGCCAAAUGUUCCCCAUGACGAAGCUGUCAGAAUUUUUGUAGAAUUUAAGAGAAUCGAAAGUGCGAUUAAAGCAGUUGUAGAUUUAAAUGGAAGAUUUUUCGGUGGUCGACAAGUCAAGGCUGGCUUUUAUGAUAUAGAAAAAUUUAAUACCUUACAACUUACUGAAUGAAAAUCAAUAUAAAUAUAUUAAAUAA